AUGCUACCUUCGUUACGGACAACAGCCCUCAUCGCUGCCAUCUUCCUCCCUUUGUCCUCCCUCGCGCAUAACAUCAACCUCGCCUCUCACACAAAAGAAUGCUUCCACGAAACCCUCCACAAAGAUGACAAGAUGACAGUCACAUUUCAAGUGGGCGAUAGAGAGUUUGGAGGAUCAGGAAAUCUAGAGAUAGACUUCUGGAUUCAAGACCCAUCCCACUACAAUUUCGUCCACCAGCACGGCGUCUCCUCCGGCGACCACAGCUUCGACGCCAAAACAGAUGGUAAACACGUCUACUGCUUUAGUAAUGAAGCUUGGUCGAGUACUACGAAAGAGGUCAGCUUUAAUGUACAUGGGAUCGUCUACGUGCCAGAGAGUGAGGCGCCGAGUGAUCCAUUGGAAAAAGAGGUGAAAGAUCUAAACAACCUCCUCAACCAGGUCAGGGAUGAGCAGAGCUACAUUGUGGUUAGAGAACGUACGCAUAGGAACACGGCUGAAAGUACGAACGCGAGGGUAAAGUGGUGGAGUGUGUUUCAAUUGCUGGUACUUAUUGGGGAGGGCAUCUUUCAAGUCUGGUGGCUGAAGAGAUUCUUUGAGGAGGAACACGGUGUUCUCGUGAAAUCCGAAUCAGGCAAAAAGCUGGCUUCUCAUUUCGAGCUCCAUUUAUACGCGAGCCCUACCGAUGGAGCCAGUCAAAUGGAUGCGGAACUUCAAACAAAAGAUUCCAAAUAG
Molecule: messenger RNA, 732 nt
Organism: Bacidia gigantensis
Lineage: Eukaryota; Fungi; Ascomycota; Lecanoromycetes; Lecanorales; Ramalinaceae
Exons: 4
Coding region: 1-732 (243 amino acids)
Biological process (GO): endoplasmic reticulum to Golgi vesicle-mediated transport; intracellular protein transport; protein retention in ER lumen
Cellular component (GO): Golgi apparatus; COPII-coated ER to Golgi transport vesicle; endoplasmic reticulum
Source: RefSeq, a predicted model, not a curated record